UGAUCGUGGUGCGGUCGGUCGGGAGGACAGUCUUCACUCCUGCCGGGGCUCUCUUCAAUCCGGCUCCACACUCGCACCAGCCACCAGUAACCCCCCCACCUCCCCGCUCCGGGAACCAGGACGAUGGCCGCCGUGGCUGCGACCCCGCCCGGGCAGCAGCGGGGCUCCUGCGGCGCCAGCGCGGGACUGAGCCCCGGCCGGAUCACGCGGCUGCAGGAGAAACAGCAGCUGCGGGAGCUCAACGACCGCCUGGCCGUCUACAUCGACACGGUCCGCAGCCUGGAGUCCGAGAACGACGUACUGCAGCUGCAGAUCAGCGAGAAGGAGGAGGUGCGGACCCGCGAGCUGAGCGGGCUGCGGGCGCUGUACGAGACGGAGCUGGCGGACGCGCGGCGGAGCCUGGACGACUCGGCCAAGGAGCGAGCCUGGCUGCAGAUCGAGCUGGGCAGGCUGCGGGCCGAGCACGACGAGCUGCUGGGGAGCUACAACAAGAAGGACUCUGAGGCGACAGGAGCUCAGGCCAGACUGCAGGCCGUGGAGGCUCAGCUCAACUCUAAAGAUGCCAUGCUGACUACGGCCGUGUCUGAGAAGAAAGGCCUGGAAGCUGCGCUGGCCGAGCUGCAGGAGCAGUUUCAGGAGCUGGAAACGGGUGUCACUCAGGCCAAGAAGCAGCUCGCAGAUGAGACGCUCGCGCGCAUCGACCUGGAGAACCGCUGCCAGAGCCUGACGGAGGAGAUGGUCUUCCGCAAGAGCAUGCACGAGGAGGAGGUGAAAGAGGCCCGGCAGCGGUACGAAACCGGGCUGGUGGAGGUGGAUUCUGGACGGAAGACGGAGUACGAGUUCAAACUGAGUCAGGGGCUGGCUGACAUGAGAGCUCAGAACGAGGAGCAGAUCCAGAUCUACAGGGACAGCAUGGACAGCACCUACCGAACUAAAAUAGAAGACCUGGAGCGCUUGUCUGAGAUGAACGGAGAUUCCGUCAGCAUGGCCAGAGAAGAGCUCAGAGACUCCAGCCUGCGGAUCGAGAGCCUGACGGCCCAGCUGGCGGGACUGCAGAAGGAGACUCGUGGUUGGCGAGAUCGCAUUGCAGACCUGGAAGCAGCGUUGGAUCAAGAGAAGGACACGGCCCGUCAGCUGCUGACAGAGAAGGACCGCGAGCUGGUGGCGAUGCAGUCCAAGAUGCAGGAGCAGUUGAACGAGUACGAGGUGCUGCUGGACGUCAAACUGGCCUUGGACAUGGAGAUCAACGCCUACCGCAAACUUCUGGAAGGAGAGGAAGAAAGGCUGAAGCUGUCUCCCAGCCCGUCCUCCCGGGUCACGGUGUCCCGAGCCUCCUCCAGCAGCCGCAGCGUCCGCACCACUCACGGGAAAAGGAAGCGCAUUGAUGUGGAGGAACAGGAAGCCAGCAGCUCGGUAUCCAUCGCUCACUCCGCCUCGGCCACGGGACCCGUCUGCAUCGACGAGAUCGACACCGACGGGAAGUUCAUUAGCCUGGUGAACAGCGGAGACGAGGACCAAGCCAUGGUGGGGUACGAGAUGACGAAGACCGUUGAGGACACCACCGCCACCUACAAGUUCACCCCCAAGUUUGUCCUCAAGGCCGGGGCGAAGGUCAUGGUCUGGGCCACGGACGCUGGAGUGAGCUCCAAACCACCCUCGGACCUGGUGUGGAAGAACCAGCCGUCCUGGGGAUCAGGAGACGACAUCAGCGUGGUCCUGAUGAACCCGCAGGGGGAGGAGGUGGCCAAGAGAACCACCACAUACAAGACGACAGAGGAAGAGGAAGAAGCAGAGGAGGAGGAGGAGGAAGAGGAGGAUGAUGACGACGACGGGGUGGAGCAGCAGGGAGACCCCCAUGCCUCCAGGAGGAACUGCUCCAUCAUGUGACGGGGCCGCGCCCCCACCGCCUCUCUGAGCCCAGCAAGUCUGCUGCCAACCACAAUAGUGCUAUUUUUCUACCUUUUAUAGUGUUACUUACUUCAGCAACAUGUUUGAGUUUGUUUGGUUUUUUUUUUUUUUUUUUCUUCUUUUUUUGGUUAAAAUUUAAAACUGGCUUUUGAUAGUUUUCAUGUGAAGCACCAACAGAACCUGGAGGCGUUUGUUAGUGGAGCAGCUGCACGUUGAACCCAAGCUUUGGAUCAAAAUGACGACUUGUUUUUAACACCGAUAUUAAAGGAAGUUAAGUUAAUGUUUUCUGUUGUUGAUGGUGUAUUUUAGGCCUUUUUAAAGGAGCGAGACAAUGACUAGUUUAGGUCAGGGGUUGUUGAAGUCGGUUUGUUUCUCCCACAGCGUUGGCGCCGCCGCCGUCACUCUGACAAGUGACCGCCGUGGGCCUGAACGUGGAGCCGAGUGUUCGGCGGCGGUAAAACCCGUCAGAGCUCCGGUUGGUGGGACUGAAGCAUCGAUGAUAUGAGACACUACAUAAAUGAACUUUUAUGGGAGGCAGACUGUUGAAAAUGGUUUCCUUCUCCUAUUUCAGGGUUGGCAGUGUCUCCUCACACAGAUUUCCUCUUCGCUGACUUUGUUGAAGCGAAGUAAUCCACGUGUUGAUUGUAAUAACUUUUUGAUAUUUGAAGUGUUUUAAGUUGUGUUACUCUGCAUGCAGUAGCUGUCUGUUAUCUUCGUAGCCCAAUCAUUAAAAGUCUUCUUUUACUCACA
This is a messenger RNA of Cololabis saira (Pacific saury), 2658 nucleotides long. RefSeq names its product lamin B1 (gene lmnb1). The transcript has 11 exons. Bases 124 to 1887 code for a protein of 587 amino acids. The record is from RefSeq and is a predicted model, not a curated record. NCBI's taxonomy places the organism in Eukaryota, Metazoa, Chordata, Actinopteri, Beloniformes, Belonidae.